This is a messenger RNA of Juglans regia (Persian walnut), 1338 nucleotides long. RefSeq names its product UPF0481 protein At3g47200-like. The record is from RefSeq and is a predicted model, not a curated record. Lineage: Eukaryota; Viridiplantae; Streptophyta; Magnoliopsida; Fagales; Juglandaceae. The transcript has a single exon. The coding region runs from base 1 to 1338 and encodes 445 amino acids.
AUGGCAGGACAAUCAGCAAGUUUUGAAAAAUAUCAGGAACAUGCAGGGGCUAAAAAAUUGUCCAAGGAAAUCGAAGGUAUGAUAAAAAACUUAGAUACACUCCCAGUAUCAUCACCUAAACAUUGUUGUAUCUACAAGGUUAAAGAUCACAUUCGCAAAUCGAACGAAAAAGCUUAUACUCCUCAGGUAAUAUCAAUUGGGCCUUUCCAUCAUUAUAACCCAACAUUGCAAACAAUGAAAAGGUUUAAAUUGAGUUAUCUAAAGAGUUUCACGGAACGAGCCGAAAGAAAGUUGAAAGAUAUAGUAAGCACUAUAAAAAGUGCAGAAGAAAGUGUUCGGGAAAGUUAUUCGGAGACUAUACAAUAUCUUGACAGUGAUGAUUUUGUGAAAAUGAUCCUGCUUGAUGCCAGCUUCAUUAUCGAGUAUUUCUGGAAAAACAAGACGCUAAACUGGACCGACGAAGACCGGGAAAUAUUAGAGCCGUGGUUGUGCAAUAGGAUGCAGAUGGACUUCAUCUUACUUGAAAAUCAGCUUCCUUUCUUUAUUAUUGAGAAAAUAUAUGACAUUGCAUUUCCAUCUCUCUCAAAAAACAACCCCUUCAUUGAGCUUACCUUUCGCCAGUUCGAAUAUUACAACGUUCAAAUUUCCCAAUAUUCUCCGUCGACAAAAAUAUUGCACUUCACUGACUUGGUUAGAAACUUUUGCAUGCCUCCUAGCGAAAGGCGACUGAAAGGAAAGUCUCAAAAGAUGAUGGAAAUAUGCAGUGCAGCCCAGCUGGUUGAGUUAGGAUUGAAGUUCAAGAAGAGAGAAUCAAGCAAUAAUAUUAAUUGGUCACCUCUUGAGCUAAAAUAUGCGGACGGAGUGCUGGAAAUCCCACGCUUUCAAUUAGACGAUACCACGGAGAUUUAUGCUCGAAACCUCGUUGCCUUGGAGAAAUAUCACCAUCCUUAUAAAGAUGAGGCAUAUAUUACUGAUUACUAUACCCUGUUAAGUUUCCUUAUCAAAACAGUCAAAGAUAUGGACGUACUUGUACGAGAGCAGAUCAUCGAUAACUGGCUGGAUGGCGUCGUGGCAACUUCAAUGAUCAACAAACUGUCCGGUGAAAAAUGUUUCAAUAUCCAAACCAACUCUCAUUAUCACAAGAUGGCUGAAGAGUUGAACAAAUUCUAUACAGACCGCGCGAGAAUGACUUAUUAUGUGAUUAUGAGGCCAUUGAAACGUGAAUAUUUUUACAACCCUUGGAGGGGUGCAGCCACCAUAGGCGGAAGUCUCUUGUUGCUGCUCACUGUCACACAAACUGUAUGUGCUCUCAUCUCGGUCAUGAAGAAUUGGGAAUGA